GGCGGGUCUUAGAGUGACAUCAGGAGCCCUGCACCCCUCCUGGUUUAUAAAUGCUGCAUGGGUCUCUGCACGGAGCACUUUCCGAACUCAGAGGGACUCUGUAGCUGACAAGAGUGGGUCAGUCACUGCUGCAACAAUCAUGGCACCAGGAGCAAAGAAGGGCAUUUUGGAGCGUCUGGAUGCAGGCGAGAUCGUUGUCGGGGACGGAGGCUUUGUCUUCGCUCUUGAGAAGAGGGGCUAUGUGAAGGCGGGGCCGUGGACACCUGAGGCUGCAGCCGAGAACCCUGACGCAGUGCGGCAGCUGCACCGGGAGUUCUUGAGAGCAGGCUCCAAUGUCAUGCAGACAUUCACUUUCUACGCAAGCGAUGAUAAACUGGAUAACAGGGGCAACAUUCAGCGCUUCACUGGGCAGCAAAUAAACGAAGCCGCUUGUGACCUGGCCAGGGAGGUGGCCAAUGAGGGUGAUGCUCUGGUGGCAGGAGGAGUCUGUCAGACCCCCUCUUACCUCAGCUGCAAGAGUGAGACUGAAGUAAAGGCCAUCUUUAAGAAACAGCUUGAUGUCUUUGUCAAGAAAGACGUGGACUUCCUGAUUGCAGAGUACUUUGAGCACGUGGAAGAGGCUGAGUGGGCCAUCCAGGUUUUGAAGACCACCGGGAAGCCUGUGGCUGCGACUAUGUGUAUUGGACCUGAAGGAGACUUGAAUGGCGUCAGCCCCGGAGACUGUGCCGUCAGACUCGUCAAAGCUGGAGCUCAGAUUGUGGGCAUCAACUGCCACUUUGACCCAGAGACCUGUGUGAAGACUGUGAAGAUGAUGAAGGAGGGAGUAAAGAAAGCCGGGCUGAAGGCUCACUACAUGAUCCAGCCGCUGGCUUACCACACUCCUGACUGCAACCACCAGGGUUUCAUCGACCUGCCAGAGUUCCCUUUCAGUCUGGAGCCGAGGAUCCUGACCAGAUGGGACAUGCAGAAAUACGCCAGGGAAGCAUACAAUGCUGGCAUCCGUUACAUCGGAGGCUGCUGUGGAUUUGAACCCUACCACAUCCGUGCCCUGGCUGAGGAGCUGGCACCUGAGAGGGGUUUCCUGCCUCUUGGCUCUGACAAGCACGGCAACUGGGGCAGUGGCCUGGAGAUGCACACAAAGCCAUGGGUCAGAGCUAGGGCCCGUCGUGACUACUGGGAGAAUCUGAAGCCUGCGUCUGGCCGUCCAUUCUGCCCUUCCAUGGCCUCUCCUGAUGGUUGGGGUGUCACCAAAGGCCACGCUGACCUGAUGCAGCAGAAGGAGGCCACCUCCAAGGAGCAGCUAAAGGCUCUCUUUGACAAGGCCAACAAAACCCACUGAGCUCUCCCUCCGAGGCAUCUUGUUUUAUAAGAGAAGGCGUCCUCAAACAGUCCCUGAGGUUUACAUGCCAAAAAGUUCGAAAUGCUGAAGUUCUUUCUGUCUUUUUUUAGGACCAUGUGUACUCUGUGGAAGACUAGUAUCAUGCUGAAACUUUAUAUUGGCUUUCCAGCCUUAACCAACAAUGUGCCUGUUUUUGUAACACAACUUGUGAAGUUACUGUGGCUGAAAACUCAAAAGCAGCUGUGAAUGCACUUAAAGUAAUGCCUUAACACUCCAAACAUACCGAAUGUUGUCUUCAGAAGAAUUAAAUGAUGUGUAGCAAUAAACUAAUUGAACAGAA
This is a messenger RNA of Cottoperca gobio, 1679 nucleotides long. RefSeq names its product betaine-homocysteine methyltransferase (gene bhmt). Gene Ontology annotation, biological process: L-methionine salvage. The record is from RefSeq and is a predicted model, not a curated record. Gene Ontology annotation, molecular function: zinc ion binding; betaine-homocysteine S-methyltransferase activity. Lineage: Eukaryota; Metazoa; Chordata; Actinopteri; Perciformes; Bovichtidae. The transcript is spliced from 8 exons. Gene Ontology annotation, cellular component: cytosol. The coding region runs from base 140 to 1339 and encodes 399 amino acids.